Rhinolophus ferrumequinum (greater horseshoe bat) is the source of this 837-nucleotide messenger RNA. RefSeq lists its product as uncharacterized. The record is from RefSeq and is a predicted model, not a curated record. Lineage: Eukaryota; Metazoa; Chordata; Mammalia; Chiroptera; Rhinolophidae.
AUGGAGUUGUGUUUGGUGGGGGUCUCAGCUAAAGCAUCUGGAGACCCUAGAUUUACUUCAGGUCAGCAGUCCCCACUGGAGAAAAAAAUGCUGAAUCUAGGGCAAGCAGCAAGACAACUGAUAACUCAAAAAUAUCAAGAAGAGUAUGAAGCAUUCUGUAGGGAGCAAGAUCUUUCUCUUGACUACUGGCUUGCCAAAACGGAGUCUUACUAUAAUAAAAGAUCAGUGGGAAUGAUGAAAGAGCAAGAGACAGGCAAUGAAAUCAGGAAGAAAUUGGAGGGGAAAACAACCCAAAGCAUAGAGAGAAAAAAGGGUACUAUUUGGUACCAGAGAGUGAGAGAUGAAACACAUAUAGAAGCAAUACAUCAAGCAGGACAGGUGAAAGAAUUUCAGAAGAAAAUGUUUGGACAAUUAAUACGAUCCCAUAGUGAACCAACAUUCCCAAAAAUUGUGCCAGAAGAACAUGGUGUCCAGAAUGCACAGAGAAUAAAACAGGUAAAUGAGAGGGAACAGAUACAAAUUAAACAUCACCUGGAAUGCAUGAUUCAAGGGAGAGAACUCAUAGAGAAAAUACUCAAGGAAAGAAUCUUGAGAAAAAGCCAGAGUCAGCCACCUGCACAGGAGAAGCAUGAAAGAGUAAAGGAAGAGAUAAAAGAGUUUGAAAGUGUUACUGCAUAUCCACUUUUCCAGCCACGCAGUAGAAUUUGCAUUAAAGUGAAUAUUCUUAUGGAAAAGUCUCAGAAUAGAGAAGAGAAUACAAUUAUAAAAUCAUAUCAAAGAAAAUUCUUAACCAUGACUCCUUUUUUGAGAAGUCAAAUAGGAAAAAUAAAAGAUUAG